Molecule: messenger RNA, 1939 nt
Organism: Ictalurus punctatus (channel catfish)
Lineage: Eukaryota; Metazoa; Chordata; Actinopteri; Siluriformes; Ictaluridae
Gene: mfge8b
Product: milk fat globule EGF and factor V/VIII domain containing b
Exons: 10
Coding region: 97-1506 (469 amino acids)
Molecular function (GO): calcium ion binding
Source: RefSeq, a predicted model, not a curated record
GCUUUUUAAUCUGGAGCUCAGGCGUAACGCAAUUCAGGUUCAUCUCGACGCGCAAAACAACACACAAGAGAGUUGAGCGGGACUGCAAGCAGAACCAUGAGAACUUACUCAACCUUCUCACUUUUUUUACCACUUUUUGCCGCUUGCUUUGUUUUUGUUUCUUUCUCUGCGGUGAGAGGUGAUUCCUGUAAGGUGAAUGUGUGUCAGAAUGGCGGGACGUGUGUGACUGCAGCAGGGAAAGAUUCCUUUAUCUGCAUCUGCUCAGAUGGCUUUACGGGAGAAACCUGCAAUGAGACAGAGCCUGGGCCUUGUCAUCCUAACCCAUGCAAAAAUGAUGGUAUCUGUGAGCCUCAGAGAGGAGAUGUCUUCGGGGGGUUUUUGUGCAAGUGUCUGAAAGGCUUUGAUGGCAUCCAGUGUGAAAACAAUGUGAAUGACUGUGCUGCUCAGCCAUGCCAAAAUGGGGGUUCAUGUCAAGAUCUUGAUGGAGAUUUCUACUGUAAAUGCCCAUCCCCUUAUGUUGGGAAACACUGCCACCUGCGCUGUAUCUCUCUGUUGGGGUUGGAGGGUGGUGGCAUUGCGGAGUCUCAGAUCACCGCCUCCUCUGUGUAUUAUGGCAUUUUGGGAUUACAGCGCUGGGGGCCUGAGCUGGCCCGUCUCAACAACAAAGGCCUGGUGAAUGCAUGGACCUCGGCGACACAUGACAGGAAUCCUUGGAUUGAGCUCAACAUGCAGAGGUUGAUGCGUUUCACUGGUAUCAUCACUCAGGGUGCCAGUCGUGUUGGCACUGCGGAGUUCAUCAAACAGUUUAAGGUGGCUUACAGUUCAGAUGGACACAUGUACAGUACGUACAGAGGCAAUGGUCAGAAGAAGGACGUGAUUUUUGUGGGGAAUGUGGACAAUGACAGCACAAAAACCAAUCUAUUUGAACCACCCAUAAUCGCUCAGUACAUCCGCAUUUUGCCCAUCGUGUGCCGCAAAGCCUGCACGCUGAGAAUGGAGCUAGUGGGCUGCGAACUCAGCGGUUGCUCAGAGCCACUGGGUUUCAAGUCACGGCUGAUUGGAGAUGCUCAACUCUCGAGCUCCAGCUCAUUCCGCACGUGGGGCAUUGAGGCCUUCACCUGGCAUCCACACUAUGCCCGCCUGGACAAGCAGGGCAAGACCAACGCCUGGACUGCAGCCACCAACAGCAGAUCGGAGUGGCUACAGGUGGACUUGCUCUCCCCUAAGCGGAUCACAGGAAUCAUCACUCAGGGCGCUAAAGACUUUGGAAACGUGCAGUUUGUUUCGGCCUACAAAGUGGCUUACAGUGACAACGGGCGGAACUGGACUGUGGUAAAGGAUGACAAAAAAAACACUGACAAGAUCUUCCCUGGCAACAGCGAUAACAAUGUGCACAAAAAGAACGUGUUUGACCCGCCUUUCUACGCCCGAUUUGUCCGUGUGCUCCCGUGGGAGUGGCAUGAGAGCAUCACGCUGCGAAUGGAGUUGCUGGGCUGUGAGGAUUAAAUCACCCCCUCCCUGCUAUCUCCUUUCAAUCCCUCCAUCCCUCCUGAGCCACUUAAUGCACUGACUCACUACCAGCACCAGAGGGCGCUAAGACCACAAGAAGAAAUAUAAUCCUAAUGAGAACAACAGGGACUUGAGCUUACCAGCACUUCAGGGAUGUCCUGCUUAUAAAGACAAACCAUGCCAUGUAAGUUCUGUUCAACUCACUAAGCAGUAAAUUGUUUUUUUGGCAUGACCAAUACAACUGAUAGUGUAAACUGAAAUCCCAAAAAGAUCCAUUAAUACAUUUUGUGGUAAAAAAUCUUGCAGAAACUAAAUGUUCAUGUUCCUUUAUCUAGGCUGAUGUAUAGACAGUGGCCCAUGUUGAAGAAGAUUGAAGAUAUAUUUGAUUAAAUGCGUUAUUGUACAGAAUAAAUGGGUCACAUAUUAAAUA